GCAGCGAGCAGAGGCCGCGCGCGCCGCAGCUUCCCUCAUACACACACACACAUAUAUACAGACGGCGCUGAGGCGGCCGCUGCGGCUUCUUCCUCCUCCCUCGCCUCCCUCUUUCCUUCCCCGCCGGCGCUGGAACCUGAGCUCGGGCCGCCGCGGCUGAGGAUCUCAAAUAGGACCGUAAGGAAAUGAAAUGGCAGUUAGCUGAGAUGCCUGCAGUCCUUGGGAGAAAAACCAUUUCCUUCUGCACACGCAUUUGCUGGGAUGUUAUACCUGCGUAACAAUUCUAUGAAGAAUCAAUUCACCCCAACUGAUCAGGAUAAAGUUUCCUUAAUGAUGGCGGCACAAGAUAUGAGCAUGCAUAUGGAGGAAGUUGUCGUGGUAACAACUCCAGAUAACGUGGUUGAUGGCAGCGGUGUGGAGGAAGUGAAGACCGUCCUAGUUACCACCAAUCUGUCCCAGCAUGGUGACCUCAACGAAGACACCUUGGAGACCGAGAAUGCAGCUGCCGCGGCUGCCGCAGCUUUCACUGCCUCUGCCCACCUGAAGGAAGCCCUUUUAGUGAAGAUGGCGGAAGGAGAGGAGUGCCUGGAAGCUGAGAUGGCUUAUCCCAUCACCUGCGGUGACAGCAAAGCGAACCUUAUAUGGCGGAAGUUUGUUUGCCCGGGCAUCAAUGUGAAGUGCGUGCAGUAUGACAAUCAUUUGAUAAGUCCUAAGGAAUUUGUGCAUUUGGCUGGCAAGUCCACCCUGAAGGACUGGAAGAGGGCAAUCCGGAUGAACGGGAUCAUGCUAAGGAAAAUCAUGGAUUCAGGCAAGCUGGAUUUCUACGAGCACACAAAAGUUUGCUCGAAUACGUGCCGCAGCACUAAAAUCGAUCUGACCGGAGCCAGAGUCUCUCUCAGCAGCCAGACUUCAGCAGAGUACACGCCUCUCACUCCAGCCUCUGCAGACGUCAACGGAUCACCUGCCACCAUCACCAUAGAAACCUGCGAGGAUACCACCGAGUGGACCACGGCUAUUGGAGAUGACGCCUUCACCUUUUGGCGAGGCCUGAGAGACGCCGGGUUGCUGGAGGAAGUCGUGCAGGAAUUCAGUUUGGAAUUCAUGGAAGCUAUGAAGGGCCUGCAGCAAAGGAUCCAGGAACUCCCUUUACAGCUGAACGAUGCCAUCCUGCUGAACAACACAGUCCAGAACUUUGGCAUGCUGGACCUGGUGAAGAAAGUUUUGGCCAGCCACAAGUGCCAAAUGGACCGUUCCAGGAAGCAGUACACACGAGACUUAGCAGCUCUGGAGCAACAGUGCGAUGAGCACCGCAAGAGAGCCAAGGAGCUGAAGCACAAAUCCCAGCACCUCAACAAUGUGCUCAUGACCUUGACUCCCGUCUCCAUCCCCUCUCCUCUGAAACGGCCCAGGCUGACCCGGGCCACUUCAGGACCCCCGGCCAUCACCUCCCAAGUCCUGACUCAGUCGGCUCAGAUCGCCCUGGCUCCAGGCGUGCCGAUCACCCAGCUGGCCAGUCUGCCCAUCGGCAAAGUGCUCUCUGCCCUCCCGGCGUCUGCCCUCGGAAAGGCCACCGCCCAGGUGACGUCGGCCGGCUCUCCCGCCUCCCCGCUGCUGGGCGGAUACACCAUCUUGGCGUCGGCAGGUUCCGCCUUCCCCAACACGGUGGAAAUCCACCCCGAAGCCUCCAACCUCACCGUCUUGAGCACCGCGGCCAUCCAGGACAGCAGUACGGUGGUCAAAGUGGUGAGCCCUUUCCAGCUGCUGACCCUGCCAGGGCUCGGCACGGCCAUCCAGAACGUGACGCAGAUGUCUCCCGGGGGCAGCACCAUCCUGGCUUUGCCGUCCAGUGUGAUGGAAGGCGCUUCGGCCGCGGAAGAGCACACGACCAUCGAGGUAACCACCGUAGCGGACGAGACUCAGCAGAAAUGAAACGCGGACGUUGGUCCAUUUUGGGGGGAGUGCUCCGGGCUUACGCGUCCAUAUCCCUCGGAGGAGAAGACGGAGACGAAGAAGAAGAGGGCGCUGGGAAAAGAGAAGGGAAAACAGAUCGGCUGAUGACGGAAUAGGGAGGUUGACAUCUUAAAAGGGAAGAAAGACGAAGAGAGAAGACGAAAUGAAGAGAGAACAUCAUUGAUGGGGCAGGAAAAAGACACCCUCCCCCGUUUCCUGGGAUCCAUUAAAAGCUAUAAUCUUUGCACACACACACCCCAGCUUGUAAGUACUAGUCUCUAGCCAGUUCUGGGGAACCGAGGCAGCCAAGACAGGUUUCGAAGAAUGAAACAAUUAACCAAAACCAGGCAGGCCGAAGGAUUAGGCAGCAAGACAACGUUCUUUUAAAUAUUUCCGGGCUGGCAGAAGUGUGGGGGGGCCCCAACACAGGCAGUUACCUGCAUGUUGGCUUAGGAAGAUGAUGGACUGUUUCUCUGCCAGGAGGGAGAAGGAAGAGGAGAGGGAGGGUGAAAUGGAGAAGGAGCCCUGGGCCAGAGGCGCAUGGGAUGGGGGAAUAACGGCUUAAAAAACAAGAAAGGAGGCAGGAGGACUUCGGUAGUGGGCAGAUUCAUUCCCAGUUUAAGAGCAUCAAUUCGCCGAGCUCCCUGCUUGCAUCUCCGCCUCUGAGGAGGAAGAUCUGGCCAAAACUUUUAAAGUUGGACCACCUAUGCUGGAUUCCCUCCCCCCCCCCACAAGUGGGUCUGUCCUCCAUGGCUACCGAGCCUUAUCCUCCCCCCACUCACCCCCAGUGCAUCAGCACUUUAGGCUGCAAAAAGAGGACUUUUUUUUUGCCAAAAACAAGGGUGAAAAAUGGAAGCUCCUGGUUGUUCCAGCUGACUUGAGGGACUUGAUGCUUGAGGAUGUGAGAAGAUGCCGCCCUUGGGGAAAGAAUCAUCUGUCGGAAGCUACGAGGGCUCGGAUUCUCGCGCUGUGAGUUUGGGCCUAUAUCAGAAAUGGCGGAAUCAAGACUCUUGGGUAACAUUAAAGUUUGUUUUUUCAAGCUUGCCCUGUCGUUGCGGCUUUUUGCCCUGUUCUUGUGCCACGGGCACGGAGAUUUGGCGAUCUUAAGAUCACGGAUUUGAGCUCCAAUCGGUUUGUUUGAAAUUUUUUCUCCAAGCCAGCUGAAAAUUGUGUGGCGUUUACCCAUCGUUUAUAGCUUAGAGCAGUGUUUCUCAACCUUGGCCACUUUAAGAUGGGUGGACUUCAACUCCCAGAAUCCCCCAGCCAGCAUGGGGAAUGGGUGGAGUUGAAUGGCAGGCUGGGGAAUUCUGGGAAUUGAAGCCCACCCAUCUUAAAAGUGGCCAAGGUUGAGAAACACCGGCUUAGAUUCUCCUGUACAUUAAGCUGACAUCUUCAAAUUUGUAUACCUGUAAUACAUAACCCAACAUCCUACUGACUUUUGUAUUCUGCAACAUCAUGCAAGAUUAAACAAAGCAGGAAACGGCCAAAGAGAGGACAGGCAUGAGAUAAGGAAAGAAUAAACUGUUUAAAAAUCCUGGCCGAAGCCAAUACCAAUUUUUUUUCAUGCCAGUCUGUCAGUUUCUCUGGACCAGAUUUUGCAUGUGGGCUGAACUAAGCCUUUGACCUCGAAGGAGGCCUUUCUUGCAGAAAGUCACAUUUUUCAGCUUGGGCAUUUUCCAGGUGGAGUUGGAAAUACACACACACACACAAAAGGUACAUCAAGUCUCCUUUUUGUACUAUUGGAAUGUCGGUGGACUCUCUUCCAAUCUGUUAACCUGCGUGGUGGUCUCCAGAUUUGUUGGCAUCGUUUGGCGAGGACAUUUAGAGCAGGGGUGUCAAACUCAAUUUCACUGAGGGCCCCAUCAGGGCUGUAGUUGACCUCAGGAGGGGGUGCGUGGCCAGCUUGACGCCGCUCCCCAAACUGUUGGCGUGUUUGUUCUUCGCCCCGGGCAGCCUGGGCCGAAGCCACGCUGGCCUGAUGUUUCCUCUUUGCACCAGGCCGAAGUUACAUUUUCCAGGGCGGCCCCUGGGCCAGAUCUGUCCACAUAGGCUAGAUCCGUCCCAUGGGCCUUGUGUUUCUGUCUUAUUUUGUUGGCUCUUGUAGCCUUCUGACUUGGUAAGGAGUAUUGCAGAGUUGUGCUACAGUUUAAUUUUCCAAUAACGUACUAGAGGUUCCUGCAAUUGAGAAAUACAGGUAGCUCUCGACUUAACAUAACAUAAUAACAGAGUUGGAAGGGACCUUGGAGGUCUUCUAGUCCAACCCCUUGCCCAGGCAGGAAACCCCCUACACCAUUUCACUUACAACAGUUUUACAACAGUUCAUUUAAAGUUACAAUGGCACUGAAAAAAGUGACUUAUGACCAUUUUUCCAUACUUACAACCUUUAGUAGCAGCCUCAGGUUGAUAUCCAAAUUCAGAAGCUUGGGAACUGGUUCAUACUUGGGGCAGUGUAGGAUCCCCCUUUUUUGCGACCUUUCAAUGAGCAAAAUCAGUGGGGAAGCCAGAUUCACUUAACAACCAUGGUACUAACUGACCCACUGCAGUGAUUCACUUAACAACCACAGCAAGAAAUGUAAAAUGGGGCAAAACUCACUUAACAACCAUCUCACUUAACAACAGAAAAAUUUGGGCUCAAUUGAUGUUGUAAGUUGAGGACUACCUGUAUUCUGUCGCGUUUUCCCAACCUUGGAAUUUUAGGACCUGUGGAUUUCAACUCCCAGAAUUCCCUACCCAGCCAUGCUGCCUGGGGAAUUCUGGGAGUUGAAGUCCACUGGUUUUAAAAUUGCCAAGGUUGGGAAACCCUAAUUUAACCCGGAUAUUGAGAUCUCUUGUAGUACAGAAUUUUAAUACAGCUAGUCCUCAACAACCACAAUUGGGACCAUUGCUAAGAAAGGCAGUUAAAUAAGACAUGCCUGAUUUGGUGCUUUUUUCCCACUGUUGUUAAGUGAAUCCAGCUACAAUCACUGACUGGUUGCCGGAAGCCAGCUGGGAAGGUUGCAAAGAGCGAUUAUGUGACCCCGAGAUGCUGCAACUAUCAUAAAUAGGGGGAUUGUCAAUUGUAACCUUCCUAGCAAGCUUCAGCCAACCAAAGUCAAUGAGGGAAGACAGAUUCACUUAAAGACUGCAUGAUUCAUUUAAAGACUGCAUGAUUCACUUAACAGCUGCAGUAAUUCACUUAACUGCAUGAUUUGCUUAACAGCUAGUAAUUCACUUAAUAACCAUGAGUCACUUAACUGCAGUAAUUCACUUAAAGACUGCAUGAUUCACUUAACAACUGCAGUAAUUCACUUAUCUGUGGCAAAGGUCAUAAGAUGGGGCAUGAUUCACGUAAUGCCUUACUUAGCAACGCAAACAUCGGGCCCAAUAAUGGACAUAAAUUAAGACGACCUGUACUCUGGUUUUAAUUUUAAUCAUUUUACUUUAAGUUACUACCUAUACACAGGUGUCCUUUAGCAUUCCAAUUUAGGCUGGAGAUCUUGAAGUAGAUUCUUCCUUUCUUUUUUCACUUCCCGUUUUCUUCCUCAGGGUCUUUUCUGCUUCUCUUACCAUUUACCGUCUCACGUUCAGAUGAAAGAAAGAUUUAUUGUCAAAAAAAUAAUAAUAACAUUUGGUCGGAAUAGUGUCCUCUGCCCUACAGCCACUAGGUGAGGGAUUGAGAUGCAUUAGAAAGCAUUCUGAUUUUUGAAAAGAGCUGCAAAUAGUUUCUGAAUGAAUUCAAAAAUCCCAGCGUUAACAGGUGACUCACGCUGUCAAGUUAUUGAGCAGA
Ahaetulla prasina is the source of this 5716-nucleotide messenger RNA. It is a transcript of the gene GMEB2, whose product is annotated as glucocorticoid modulatory element binding protein 2. The coding region runs from base 262 to 1929 and encodes 555 amino acids. Gene Ontology annotation, molecular function: DNA-binding transcription activator activity, RNA polymerase II-specific; RNA polymerase II cis-regulatory region sequence-specific DNA binding. NCBI's taxonomy places the organism in Eukaryota, Metazoa, Chordata, Lepidosauria, Squamata, Colubridae. The transcript has 11 exons. Gene Ontology annotation, biological process: positive regulation of transcription by RNA polymerase II. Gene Ontology annotation, cellular component: nucleus. The record is from RefSeq and is a predicted model, not a curated record.